Messenger RNA from Fibroporia radiculosa, 3804 nucleotides. RefSeq lists its product as uncharacterized. The record is from RefSeq and is a predicted model, not a curated record. Lineage: Eukaryota; Fungi; Basidiomycota; Agaricomycetes; Polyporales; Fibroporiaceae. Gene Ontology annotation, molecular function: nucleic acid binding; protein binding. The transcript has 14 exons. The coding region runs from base 1 to 3804 and encodes 1267 amino acids. Gene Ontology annotation, cellular component: nucleus; site of double-strand break. Gene Ontology annotation, biological process: proteasome-mediated ubiquitin-dependent protein catabolic process; DNA repair.
AUGAGAGUAGUCGCCACAUUCCACCACCCGUCUUCAGUCGUACAAUCUCUUAAAUGCAAUCUAACGCAAGAUCAAGAACACCUGAUAGUUGCCAAAGUUAAUAGGUUGGAGGUGUUCUCCCUUCGAUCCAGUGGAUUGCACUUUGAGUGUUCUCUGGAGAUAUGGGGUCGAAUAGUAUCCCUUAAGGCCAUACCUUCCAAGGACUCAAAACAAUCGAAUCUAUUGGUGUUAACAGACCACCCGGAUCCGAAGUUAAUACCACUCACGUUGGUGCUGGAUGAUACUGGAAAUGCGAGCCUCUUAAGCAAGGAGACAAUUGAUUUACAUGAUCGUUAUGCUCGUCCUGCAGAAUUUGUGACUGAUGUGUACGUGGACCCGACUGGAGAAGUCGCAGUAGUCAGCUGUUACACAGGCCGGUUAAAGGUUAUAGAAUUCAAGAAUAGAGAAAGGACCGGGAUCCCCCUCGACAUCUCCAUACCGGAGCUAUAUAUACUAGCCAUGACACUCCUUUACACUACCAAAGACCUGUAUACGCUGUCGAUACUCCAUUACGACCACCAAGGACGUUUACAGCUCUUGUCUCGUGAUCUGGACCUUCGCGAGCUAUCCGCUUCCCCGUCUACUCUCCUCUUCAGCACUAUCCUUUCUUCAAAUGUUCCAUCGGAUUCCACGCCGUUCCUCAUACCUGUAUUGCCUUAUGUCUCUCAUGAGGAAAAUGGGGAGAAUCUGUACUCGAGUCAUCUUGGAGGUGUUGUCGUCGCUGGGUGUGGGAACAAGUUAUUGUUCUUCGAACAUGCAUCACAGGAACGACAAGAGGUCAGGAAAGGAAAGCAGCGAAGAGCAUCUAAACGGAUGUCGAGUGGGGAUCCAGCCGAAGCUGCGAAAGCUAAGGUCAAGGAGAAGGAACGGGAGACAAAGAAGAUCAAGCCAAAGAUGAGCGUGGACUGGCCUUGGAGCGAAAUCACUGCAUGGUGUCCCGCCGAUGAUCAAGGCCGAAGAUUCAUUAUUGGCGACACCUUUGGUCGACUCGCUAUGCUCGCCUUCGACGACGCAAAUGGUUUACUUCUCAUACCACUAGGCGAGACAUCUUCAGCAGUGUCAUUGACCUAUUUAUCGUCCCAAGUGCUGUACCUUGGCUCACAUUUUGGCGAAUCCCAACUACUGCGCAUCCACCAAUCUCCUUUCACGGAACGUGAUGCAGAGACGCUUCCGAUUCCGGACCACGUCAAAUCUAUUUCUGCUGUUUCCUUGCCAGGAGGUAAGGGCAAGGAACGACUUGAUGAUAGUUUAGAGCCCAGCAAGAAAGAGAGAGGUGGGCAGGUUGUUCUAGGAAAGGGAAAAUUUGUGGAAGUCCUAGACAGCUACGAGAACAUUGCUCCAAUAAUGGACGCAGUAAUGGUCGACCUAGACGGCAGCGGUCAGCCUCAAAUCAUUGCAUGUUCCGGUGGACGUAAUAGCGGUGCAUUAAAAAUUAUUCGCACUGGGGCAGACUUUCAAGAGCAGGCUGUGAUCCGUGGUAUUGAGAACGUGACUGAUAUCUGGCCUAUUCGUUCUCACUAUGAGGACAUCAUAGACUCCCAUUUAAUAGCAACCACCCUGCACGAAACUCUCGUAUUCAGUCUUGAUGGUAGAAACGCAGUUACGCACAUGGAUCCUUCGGACCACGGGUUCAUCACGAGAUCGCCUACUCUAGCUGUGGGGAAUAUCCCUCGCCGUGCAACAACACAAAAUGGAGGGCGAGUUGUCUCGUCAUACGUUGAUUCUUCCCUUGUGUUGCAAGUUUCACAAGAGAAGGUUCGUGUGAUCGAGCACGAUGCAGCCCUGGGGCUGUUCGUUCCUGUCGGAGAUGGCUGGGAUGCUACCAAAGAAGGACGGACUAUAGUUGCAGCUGCCAUCAAUUCUAGUCAAUUUGUACUUGGUCUCAGCGGCGGGAGAUUAAUACUCCUCAACUUGGGUGAAAAUGAACAAAUACAGGAAUUGAAGUACAGAGACUUCGGGGAUCGCACGUAUGGGAUGCUGGAGAUAUCGGCCGUGUCGUGUUCACCAUUCGAUACUACCAAAAAAUAUGCCACCUGCAUUGGAGUUUCAUUCUGGGGUACGAACCGAAUCGCAAUUUUGUCAUUAGAAUCCGCGACAUCCUAUCUUACCACGAUCUGCGAGAGCGACCCUCUGCCGUCUCUACCGCGUUCCUUAUUAUUGCACAACUUUGGACAAGACCACAAUCCCAAGGGAGCCGAUUACCACCCUCACGUCUUGGCCGGUUUGGUGGAUGGCACAUUGGUUUCCUUCAGCUUCAGAGAAAAAGAUCUGAAGGACAAAAAGACCUUUGCCUUGGGCGAUGUGCCUGUAGCCCUAGCCAAGUCUACAGUUGAUGGUAAGCCCGCUAUUUUUGCAAGUGGAAGCAGAGCUUCUGUGCUGUAUUGGGAUCGGCAACGACUGCAUCAAUCACCCGUUAUGAUCAAGGAUGCUGUCAGAGGAGCAAGUAUCAGCUCAUCUGCUUUCCCAUCUUGUCUGAUCCUUGCGACACGGUCAACAUUGAUGAUAGGCAAUGUCCGUGGUGUGGACAAAAUGCAGAUCAAUUCCGUCCGAAUGGGAUUGGACAACCCUCGUCGAAUUGCUCACCAUCCCACGUUGAGGGUCUUCGCAGUUGCUUGUAUUCAAACUAAGCCUAAUCGUAUUGGCGAGCCACAAGAGACGACGAGCUCCCUUAAGCUCCUUGAUGAUACAACCUUCAAUCGCAUUGCGUCAUUUGCCUGCGAAUCGGACGAAGAGGUUACCUCUGUAUUGACCCUGUCCAGUUCAGAUGUGUCUUCUGCGCGUUUCUGUGUGGGCACAGUUCAGUUCAAGCCUGGAGAGACAGAGCCAUCGAGCGGGCGAAUCCUCUUGUUCUCGCUGAACACGGGUCCCGAAUCAUCAUUUCAACUAGUGUCAUCAACACCAGUAAGCGGCUGCGUUUAUCAGCUGGUCAGCAUCCAGGGGAUGAUAGCUGCAGCAGUGAACACUUCUGUAAGAACCGCAUAUGUUUUUAUCGCAUUUGAUCCUAAUAUGACAAUACACAAGGUCAUAUUGUUCAAGCCAGAGAAGCUCAAUAACUCAACUGUGGUCUUAACCAAAGUAUCAGAAUGGAAUCACAAUUACAGCGUUACUGGUCUCGUAGUACACGGUUGUAUGCUGAUAGUUGGGGAUGCUAUAAGUUCCAUAUCCUUUGUGAAAGUCGAUGACACUACAUUGGAGAGUAUUGCGAGAGAUUACAGCCCACUGUGGCCUGUCUCCGUGGAGGCUAUGGAUGGCGAUGGUGUGAUAGGGGCUAAUAGCGAUUGCAAUCUAUUCACGUUUGCCCUACAACGCUCUGGACACCGUAGCACAUUAGAGAGGAAUGGCAGCUACUACCUUGGAGACAUGGUCAACAAGUUCCUUCGCGGCAGUCUUACAAACAUUGACAUCUCGGAGCGAAAAUCAAUUGAACCAAAGCACCUGUUCUUCACAUCAACAGGUCGCAUAGGUGUCAUUUUGGAGAUGAAUGACAAGAUUUCCUUACAUAUGACCGGUUUGCAACGGAAUAUGGGCAAAAGAAUUAUUGGACCCGGUGGUGUGCAUCACGCGACAUUCCGAGCACCUGCCAAUUCCAAGGGCCAUAGUGAUGCGGAAGCUGCUUUCGGCUUCUUGGAUGGUGACUUCCUCGAGCAAUAUCUUGGGUAUGCAGACUAUACCGAUCUGCUUCAAGGCGACAUGGAUGCGGAACAGGUCACAAUGUCACAUUCACAAAUUCAAGAUGUCCUGGAACAGCUACAAAGCUUACACUGA